GGGCUCCAUCGCCCAAACAAAAACAACCCAAACAGCAGCGCCCUGCAUCCCACCCGCAUAGCAUCCCGCCACAUCUUUCUGCAUGCCGGCCUUACGAGUGCUGCGGUCGACGCAGCCGUUGCCCGCGGGAUUCGGCCGACUCUCUGUUGCUGUUGUUGCGCAGCGUCCGCCUCCGGCCUUGCUGCAGCUGCUGCAGCAGCGCUUUGCAGCUCAGGCUUAUCAAAAUAUGGCGCCAAAGCAGUUGACCCGCCCCGGCCAAUCACAGACCCGUGGGCUGGCGUCACAGACGGGGCCCACCACUCACUCUGGAGCCCCUCCCCCGCCUUGGGCAGAGCCCGAGGGAGAAGCCCUCUCCGCCUCCGGAGCUGAUUCUUCUGCUGCCGCUGCCACAAAACCAUCGACUGCUCAAUUGCAUUCGCGAACUACCCAAAUCGCACGGCACCUCCAGCAAGUCCGCAGCUACAGCUCAAGCAGCAGCACCACCAACCCCACUCCCGCUAGCACCAUGGCUUCUUCCCCGUACACCGUCCGCAAGGUCGGCGCCCCCUACACGCUCGACCACCGCGUCUACAUCGAGAAGGAUGGCGUCCCCAUCUCGCCCUUCCACGACAUCCCGCUCUAUGCCAACCAGGAGCAGACCAUCCUCAACAUGAUUGUCGAGAUCCCGCGCUGGACCAAUGCCAAGCUCGAGAUCUCCAAGGAUGAGCUCCUCAACCCCAUCAAGCAGGACACCAAGAAGGGCAAGCUCCGCUACGUCCGCAACUGCUUCCCCCACAAGGGCUACCUGUGGAACUACGGUGCCUUCCCUCAGACCUGGGAGGACCCCAACUCGAUCCACCCCGAGACCAAGGCCAAGGGUGACAACGACCCGCUCGACGUGUGCGAGAUCGGCGAGCUGGUCGGCUACACGGGCCAGGUCAAGCAGGUCAAGGUGCUCGGCGUGAUGGCGCUGCUGGACGAGGAGGAGACGGACUGGAAGGUCAUCGUCAUCGACGUCAACGACCCGCUCGCUCCCAAGCUCAACGACGUCGAGGACGUCGAGCGCCACCUGCCGGGCCUGCUGCGCGCCACCAACGAGUGGUUCCGCAUCUACAAGAUCCCCGACGGCAAGCCCGAGAACCAGUUCGCCUUCACCGGCGAGUGCAAGAACAAGUCCUACGCCAUGGACGUCAUCCGCGAGUGCAACGAGGCCUGGGAGAAGCUCAUCACGGGCAAGACUGCCGCCAGCAACAUCGCCACGACCAACCUGACGGUUGCCCACUCGACCAGCCGCGUCUCCCCCGACCAGCUGCCUCCUCUGCCCCAGAACCAGGACCUUCCGCCCGCCCCGAUUGACGCCUCGAUCGACAAGUGGUUCUUCAUCAGCGGUGCCUCUGCUUAAAUGGCUAGGUCAUCAUCAGGUUGUUGAGAGAGCGAGCA
Molecule: messenger RNA, 1419 nt
Organism: Thermothelomyces thermophilus ATCC 42464
Lineage: Eukaryota; Fungi; Ascomycota; Sordariomycetes; Sordariales; Chaetomiaceae
Exons: 4
Coding region: 506-1381 (291 amino acids)
Biological process (GO): phosphate-containing compound metabolic process
Cellular component (GO): cytoplasm; nucleus
Molecular function (GO): inorganic diphosphate phosphatase activity; magnesium ion binding
Source: RefSeq, a predicted model, not a curated record